AUUUUCUUAAAGCUUUGAAGUAUAGCUCACUAUUUUUAUUGUUUAAAAAGUGACGUUAUUAGUGGAUUCUAAAUUCUUUUUUAAUAAAAAAAAAAACAGUAAGUAAAUAAUAAAAAAAUGGGACAACUGAACAUGGUUAUUGCAGAAACUUUUGACAACUUUCUGAAUAUACUGUGCAAGGGCUUCGAAGGGAUAGCCAGCGGGAAGGACGAUUGUCAAUUCGAUCCGGAUGAGGUACUGGACGUACCGCAGAUAGUUAGGAGGCACGGGUACCCUGUAGAGACGCAUACGAUUGUGACUGAGGAUGGGUACUUGUUGGGAGUGCACAGGAUACCCGGGAACAAGGAGGGACAGCCUGGGAAUCAACCUGUUUUGUUGCAGCAUGGUCUGAUGGGUUCCAGUGCCGAUUGGGUACUGAACGGAGACACUACUUUGGCUUUCCUAUUGGCCGACAAUGGUUAUGACGUAUGGCUGAACAACGCCCGUGGAAACGUCUACUCCAAAGCCCAUACAACUCUCCCUCCUUACAGCAGUCAGUUUUGGAACUUCAGCUGGCACGAAAUGGGUACCAGAGACCUACCGGCAGUUCUCUACCAUAUCGGCAACGAAACUCAAAAGCCUGGAGAAAUAAUUUACAUAGGCCACUCCAUGGGUACCACUAUGGCUUUCGUUUUAACCAGUACUUUACCCUCUGUAGCCAAAACUGUCAAACUAUUCGUCGCGCUGGCUCCUACGGUUUAUAUGACACAUGUCACAUCUCCAGUGAGGUACUUAACUCCCUUUACCAGCGACAUAAGUUGGUUGGCAAGGAACCUUGGUAUAAACCAACUGAAACCAAGUAAUAAAUUACUUAAAUUCCUUUCGUACGGUUGUGAAAAGAAAUAUACCAAAAAAAUAUGCGAAAAUAUAUUUUUCAUCGUAAUAGGGUACGACGAUUCAGAGUUCGACUUGAGAAUGUUGCCCAAAGUACUGAGUCAUGACCCGGCAGGGUCCUCAACGAAAACCGUACUACACUAUUCACAGGAAAUAAGAAGCGAGGGUAAAUUCCAAAGGUACGACUAUGGAACAAAGGAAAACAUGCAGAUAUAUGGUACUCCCCAACCGCCUGAAUACAAACUGGACAAAAUUACCAGACCGUUCUACAUGUUCUUCGCGGAAAACGACAUAUUUGCUAAUCCGAUCGAUGUAGAACGGUUAAUACAGGCAGUACCAACGGUUGUAGGUACUACCAAGGUUCCGGGUACGACUUUCGGGCAUAUCGAUUAUAUAUUCGGCAAGAACGCGUACGAUUAUGUGUACAAGCCUUUACUAGGGGUACUGCAAAAUUAUACCAUGGAGCAGGAAAGUUACUGAGAUGUGAUAUUAUUUAAGUUUUUACAUAUACAUUUAGUUUUUUAUGAGGCUUUAAAAUAAUGUUACCAGUGAGUAAAAUAAUAAUAAAAAGUAUUUAUAAUAAUAUAAGUAACCUAUUUGAAUUUAUAAAAAAAAACGAAAGAAAAGCUUUUUGGAUUCUACAUGAUGUUUAAACAUAUUUUAUGUAUGAAUAAUAAAAAAAAUGAAAUUAGAAAAACUAUUAGUUUUAGGUUAGUUUUAGAUAUACAAUUUUAUACAGAGUCUUAUAAUAAAAAAAUAAAAAGUGUUAUAUUUAAACAAAAACGUAUGAUAUAUCCGCCACCCUUUUUGAAGCACCCUGUAUACACAAAAAUAAUAUGAAUGG
Sitophilus oryzae (rice weevil) is the source of this 1717-nucleotide messenger RNA. Its product is annotated as lipase 3-like. Gene Ontology annotation, biological process: lipid metabolic process. Gene Ontology annotation, molecular function: hydrolase activity, acting on ester bonds. The transcript has 3 exons. Lineage: Eukaryota; Metazoa; Arthropoda; Insecta; Coleoptera; Curculionidae. Bases 118 to 1353 code for a protein of 411 amino acids. The record is from RefSeq and is a predicted model, not a curated record.